CUUCCCAAAGAGAGCCGGCGGCUGCCAUGAGCGGCGGGCGGGCGGCGGCGUGACUGCCAGAGAAUGGCCGCAGAGUUGUUCCCCAGCAAGAAGAAACUUCUUCCGUCCGCCUCGGAGCAGGAGCAGGAGCGGCAGCAGGAAGAGCCACCGCAGGAGGAGGAGGAGGAGGAGGAGGAGGCGCGCCGGCGCACGCGCGACCGGCCGAGCCUGAGCAGCAACAACAACAACGGCUGUGGGCGGGCCGGCUGCGCCUGGCAGGGCCUGUACCCCACCGUCCGCGAGAGGAACUCCGUCAUGUUCAACAAUGACCUGAUGGCGGACGUUUACUUUGUGGUGGGACCGCCGGGCGGGACGCAGCGGGUUCCGGGCCACAAGUACGUCUUGGCGGUGGGCAGCUCGGUGUUCCACGCCAUGUUCUACGGCGAGCUGGCCGAGGAUCGGGACGAGAUCCGCAUCCCCGACGUGGAGCCGCCGUCCUUCCUCGCCAUGCUCAAGUACAUCUACUGCGACGAGAUCGAGCUGUGCGCCGACACGGUCCUGGCCACGCUGUACGCCGCCAAGAAGUACAUCGUGCCGCACCUGGCGCGCGCCUGCGUCAACUUCCUGGAGACCAGCCUGAGCGCCAAGAACGCCUGCGUGCUGCUGUCGCAGAGCUGCCUCUUCGAGGAGCCCGAGCUGACGCAGCGCUGCUGGGAGGUGAUCGACGCCCAGGCCGAGCUGGCGCUGCGCUCGGAGGGCUUCUGCGACAUCGACGCGCACACGCUGGAGAGCAUCCUGCGCCGCGAGACGCUCAACGCCAAGGAGAUGGCCGUCUUCCAGGCGGCGCUGGGCUGGGCCGAGGCCGAGUGCCAGCGCCGGGACCUGCGGCCCACCGUCGAGAACAAGAGGCUGGUGCUCGGCAAGGCCAUCUACCUGAUCCGCAUCCCCGCCAUGGCCCUGGAGGACUUUGCCAACGGGGCGGCCCAGUCGGGCGUGCUGACGCCCAACGAGACCAACGACAUCUUCCUGUGGUACACGGCGGCCAACAAGCCCGAGCUGCUGUUCCUCAGCAAACCCCGGCGGGGCCUGGCGCCGCAGCGCUGCCACCGCUUCCAGUCGUGCGCCUACCGCAGCAACCAGUGGCGCUACCGCGGCCGCUGCGACAGCAUCCAGUUCGCCGUGGACAAGCGCGUCUUCGUGGCCGGCUUCGGACUGUACGGCUCCAGCUGCGGCUCGGCCGAGUACGGCGCCAAGAUGGAGCUGAAGCGGCAGGGCGCCGCCGUGGCGCAGCGGGCCGUCAAGUACUUCUCCGACGGCUCCAGCUCCACCUUCGCCGUGUGGUUCGAGCACCCGGUGCAGAUCGAGCCCGACGCCUUCUACACGGCCAGCGUGGUGCUGGACGGCAACGAGCUCAGCUACUUCGGCCAGGAGGGCGUGACCGAGGUGCAGUGCGGGAAGGUCACCUUCCAGUUCCAGUGCUCCUCGGACAGCACCAACGGCACCGGCGUGCAGGGCGGCCAGAUCCCCGAGCUCAUCUUCUACGCCUGACGCCCUUCACCCCACUCUCCCCUCCCAUCUCGGAAGAUGCCGGAAACGAGACGGACUCUCCUCUCUCUUGUCUUUCGGUCACCGCUUUGUUGAAUGUGCGCAAAUGGCGGCAGUGGCCUUAACUUUGUCCAAAUAAAAGCAUUCAUCGCA
This is a messenger RNA of Hippocampus zosterae (dwarf seahorse), 1677 nucleotides long. It is a transcript of the gene btbd3a, whose product is annotated as BTB (POZ) domain containing 3a. Gene Ontology annotation, cellular component: cytosol. Gene Ontology annotation, biological process: neurogenesis; cerebral cortex development; dendrite morphogenesis. The transcript has 5 exons. Gene Ontology annotation, molecular function: protein binding. Lineage: Eukaryota; Metazoa; Chordata; Actinopteri; Syngnathiformes; Syngnathidae. Bases 64 to 1527 code for a protein of 487 amino acids. The record is from RefSeq and is a predicted model, not a curated record.